Molecule: messenger RNA, 279 nt
Organism: Geosmithia morbida
Lineage: Eukaryota; Fungi; Ascomycota; Sordariomycetes; Hypocreales; Bionectriaceae
Product: cytochrome c oxidase subunit 7c
Exons: 3
Coding region: 1-279 (92 amino acids)
Biological process (GO): mitochondrial electron transport, cytochrome c to oxygen
Source: RefSeq, a predicted model, not a curated record
AUGACUAAGCGAGCGCUCCGCGAUAACAACUCGGCUCAAAUUCGCCGGUACAUGCUCUCCCGCGCCGCUACCCGCACCACGACCUCCCUGGUCACCCGCCGUGGCUUCCACGCCACCCGCGCCCGUCUCUCGUCCCCUUACCACUACCCCGAGGGUGCCUACUCUAACCUUCCCUUCAACCCCAAGAGCAAGUGGUUCGGCCUCGGCUACUGGAGCUUCCUGGCCACCGGCUUCUUCGCCCCCUUCGGCAUUGCCAUCUACCAGACCUACAAGCAGUAA